This is a messenger RNA of Drosophila serrata, 2852 nucleotides long. It is a transcript of the gene beat-Ia, whose product is annotated as beaten path Ia. NCBI's taxonomy places the organism in Eukaryota, Metazoa, Arthropoda, Insecta, Diptera, Drosophilidae. Gene Ontology annotation, biological process: motor neuron axon guidance. The record is from RefSeq and is a predicted model, not a curated record.
CUGAGCUACUUCCUAUCGAGUUUUUGGCCAUCGGUAAAAACAAAAAAAAAACAAAAAAAAUACCAUACAAAAAUAAUAAAUAAAAAAGGACGAAACUGAACUGAAAGUUGAACGGAAACCGCAAAAUUGAACGCUUGGUGGUGUGCGUGUGUGCCCGAUUCCAUUUUGCGAUGCAGUUUUUGUGUUUUUGACAUUGCAUUUUACAACGGGGAACGGCAGAAAAACAGAAAAUAGGAGAAAGGAUCCGGCAAAAGGAUCAACAUAACGCUAAGCUACGGCGUGCGUGUGUGUGUGUGCGAGGCUGUUGCUUCCCUUGUGGCCGAGUGUAUGUGUGUUUUGUGUGUGUCUGUGUGUGUGCAGUCACGUGUUCUAAGGUGAUUUUAACGAGUUCCGUGAUACGCGAAAUGAGAUAAGGAACGGGAAAGGAGCCAAGCAGCGGAGAAAGGAGCAAAGCCGAGCAGCAAGCGGCUUAGGCUACAAAAAAAAGAGCAUAAGCAAAAGCGAAGCCAGGACACACAGGAUACUACGCUGGCUGCGUGGUCUUAAAGGAUUCGUAAAUAAAUCAACCAAACAUUGCAUAAAAAAUCAAAUUGAUUUGCCAAAUUGUGCAGACCGAGAGAGAAACACAAGACCAUAGAAAAAUUCGCAUGUGCAAAAUUAUGACACAAAUUGAAAAUAUUACUUAAACUUGAACAAGAAAAACAACUGUGAGAGAUAACCUGAAGACAGAAAUUAACACCUUUCAAAAUGCGGGUGUCACAAAUUGUUUAUCAUUUAGCUUUCAAAACGACGCUUCUUGCUGUCUUAAUUGGCCUGACCGCCGCUCUGAGGGACGUCCGGGUGCGAGUCCCGCACGCGGUCAAGCGCGGUGACAAGGCCGUCCUCAAAUGCUUCUACGACAUCGAGGAUGACAGUCUGUACUCCGUGAAAUGGUAUCGUGGCAGACGCGAAUUCUACAGAUACACGCCCAAGGAGACGCCACCGAUGAAGAUCUUUCACUUUCCCGGACUAAAAGUGAGACGCGUGUCCUCGAACGAGAGCCAAUUGGUGCUUGAAUCGGUAACAAUGGCUACAUCCGGUAAAUACAGUUGCGAAGUAUCUGCGGAUGCGCCCUCGUUUCAUACAUUAAUAGCGGCAGCCGAAUUGGAAGUUAUUGAGCCGCCGCACAGUGCGCCGUUAAUAUCGGGCAUCCAUUCCCGAUAUAGGGUCGGCGACAUAUUGCGAGGUAAUUGCACAUCGCGUCACUCGCGACCGGCGGCCAAUCUCACAUGGACAGUGAAUAAUGAAGAGGUAAAUCCUUCCCACGUACGUCACCACAAGUUGCUGAGAGAUCCUCACAACGAUAUGCAAACUGCCAUUGUGGGCAUCCAUUUCGUGGUCACUGAUCAGCACUUUGACAACGGCAAACUUAAGCUUCGAUGCAGUGCCCAGCUGCACGAUGUCUACUGGAAGACCACGGAGAAGACGAUUCUCGAGGUGGAUGCGUUUGGCAAGUAUGGAAACGGGGCCAGCGGAAAUCGGGUUAGUCCUGAUGAAUUCUACGACCAGUACACGUUGCACGAGGAUGAGCAAUUUCACAACAAGAAGAAUAGCUACCUGACACAGAUUCAGGACUUUCUCUUUAAUUUUGUACCCUCAGGCGAAGAAGACGACGGAACGGAGGGCGGCAUGGAGGAUGGUGGCGCCGCCUGGCGUGGCGCUGGUUCAUCGACGGGCUCGCGUCCGUGCCACAGUCAAUCCUGGGCACUUUUGGCCCUGGGCGGUGGAUCACUGAUGGCGGCGCUCAGUUGGACAGUCGGAGGGCAAUUAGUGUCGCCGUUACAGGCGAUGACAAAGGCCAACGGCGGGGCAACCAGCAAUGCGAGGAACAACACCGGCGACUCCGGCAGCAGCCGGAGCAUCCCCACCAGGAGGUGCACAGUCCGCCGGACAAGGCCCGGGGAGAUGCGGGCACUGCAGCUGGACGGGAGCUGCAGCCUGCGGGCGUCAAAGCGCAGCUGGAAAGGAUGCAGCAGCGGCAGUAACAACAGCAGGAGAGGCGUUGGGCAAUUAACAUGAUUCAAUUGCCAUGCAACUCGAGUGCCACAUUUCAGGGACGAUAGGGGAUGCGGAGGCCGGGACAGAAACGGAAACGGAAACGGCGACGGAGACGGCGAGGGAUGUGGGAGUCCAACAUAGAUAGGGGAUGUGGGUGGAGUUUAGCCCAAGGCCAAGACCCAAAAGCAACUGCUAAAUGUAUCUAAAUAUUUACACACCUAUACACUAACACACCAGACACUCGUUUCAGCUAGCUCAAAGUAACUUCAAAUGCAUUUAAGGAAAAAUACAAAGCCGAACAAGACAAUCAGGGAAGCCACAACGAAGGCCCUCCAGCGCCUUGAAUUCACUUGAAAAGGGUUCUAAAUAUAAAUAUAAAUAGUUAUUCAUUCAUGGCUUUGGCAAACUGAACAUCAAAACAGGCAUUAAGACCCCUUUCCGAGUGACUUGGAGACACGAUGGCCUUUGGUGGCGCCCCUGAAGAACAGGAGAAAUACACUAAAUACAAGCCUAGCGCUAGUUCAUCAUAAAUGCUGCGAAUUUCAUCGGUUCAGUUAUUACAAAACAGAUGAUGGGAUUGCCAGGAGGUGCGAAUUGGUUUCCAUUGCACACUUACUCAAAGUUUGCAAACGUAUUGAAAGGCUUUAGGACAAAAUGCUUGACAAUGGUUUGAACUUGAAACUUUUAACCUUACCUAGAUCUUUGACCUGAUUGGAUCUUGGGAGCCACUUCGAAACCAAUCUGCCAACUCCGGGUGUGGGUGAAGCCAGAUGAAACCAAAAUGACAAAAAAAUGUUGUGCUAAGCUUUUAAUUU